CCCCCCCGCGGAGCCCGGGACCCCCAAGCCCGCCCGAAAGCGCCUCUCUGCUUGCGCCGCUGAGGCCGGUUGCUGAGGAGAGGCGGGGGAGCCGCCGCCGGGGCGCCCGUGACGCUCCCGCUGGGGAGCUCGGAACGGCUUGCGAUGAUGGAAGCCUUCAAAUCUCCGAGCAACCUGAAGAGCAAGGGGAAAGCUGAUGUGGGGGCAGCUUCUGUCACUAUUCCAGCCUCUCCCUUCAUGCAAAAGCUUGGAUAUGGCACGGGGGUGAAUGUCUACUUGAUGAAAAGAUCUCCCAAAGGUUCAUCUCGUUCCCCGUGGGCUGUGAAGAAAAUUAAUUCCAAAUGCAAUAAGAGCCAGCAAAACAUCUAUCAGAAGAGACUGAACGAAGAAGCCAAGAUCUUGAAAAACCUCCAGCACCCAAACAUUGUGGGUUACCGCGCAUUUACCGAGGCCCACGAUGGAAGCAUGUGUCUUGCCAUGGAGUAUGGAGGAGAAAAAUCUCUCAAUGCCUUAAUUGAAGAAAGAAAUUUAGAACAUUUGGGCCCUUUCCCUGCUGCUACAAUUUUCAAAGUUGCCUUGAGCAUGGCAAGGGGGCUGAAGUAUCUUCACAACGAUAAGAAGCUGCUCCACGGAGAUGUCAAGUCUUCAAAUGUGGUUGUUAAAGGUGACUUUGAAACCAUAAAGAUCUGUGAUGUCGGCGUGUCUCUGCCCCUGGAUGAAAACAUGACUGUGAGUGACCCGGAGGCAUGCUACGUCGGCACCGAGCCCUGGAAGCCCAAGGAAGCUCUGGAAGAGGACGGUGUCAUCACCGAUAAGGCUGACAUCUUUGCUUUUGGGCUGACCCUCUGGGAAAUGAUGACCCUCUCUGUGCCCCAUCUCAACCUGGGCGAUGACAGUGGUGAUGAAGAUGACUCUUUUGAUGAGGAUGACUUCGAUGAGGAGGCAUACUACGCGGCUCUGGGAACCAGGCCUGCCCUGAACAUGGAGGAACUGGACCAGUCGUACCAGCAAAUGAUCGAACUGUUUUCCAUCUGCACCAGCGAGGAGCCGCAGAAGCGCCCCUCCGCUGCUCAGAUCAUGGAAGCCCUGGAGGCAGCCCUGCCCUGAGGUAUGGCCCUGGCUCCAGCACAGCUGAGCUGAGUUCUGCACAGCCCAUUCUGGAUAGAGGAGGAAGGCUAUUCCUGUAGUAUGUAUCCUUAUAGUACAUGAAACCUGCUCCCUGUACUUCCAAACAGGCUCAUUUCUUUAAGAGAAAACCCCUGGUUUAGCACUACGUUCUGAGAACAGGCCUGAGAUGACUGGGACUUGCACUUGCCCUCCAGGCUGCACUUAGGUCCUCAAUGGCCCCAUGCUCUCUGUGCAAUGCCCCUUAGGAAGCUGCUUUUAAUCGUCACAUCUCUGUUGUAAAUAGAGUAAUUUCCCUUGUAUAUGUGUCUCUCUGUUAGGUCAAUACUGUUGCUCUGUUGUAUUUUGUGACUGAAACUUCUGAAAUAAAUUUCGUUCUCCACCCUGA
Molecule: messenger RNA, 1513 nt
Organism: Dromaius novaehollandiae (emu)
Lineage: Eukaryota; Metazoa; Chordata; Aves; Casuariiformes; Dromaiidae
Gene: PBK
Product: PDZ binding kinase
Exons: 8
Coding region: 145-1107 (320 amino acids)
Biological process (GO): peptidyl-serine phosphorylation
Molecular function (GO): ATP binding; protein serine/threonine kinase activity
Source: RefSeq, a predicted model, not a curated record